Messenger RNA from Peniophora sp. CBMAI 1063, 567 nucleotides. Lineage: Eukaryota; Fungi; Basidiomycota; Agaricomycetes; Russulales; Peniophoraceae. The record is from the annotation of a GenBank genome assembly.
AUGCGCCACAUCUUCCAGAAGAAGAGCCUCACGCGCAUCGACCUCAUCGAUGCCCAAUCUAAGAGGCCGAUGUAUACGCUACAGACAUAUAACAUUUUGUUCGGGUGCAGAGCUGUACUAUCCAGGUGUUCACAAAACAACGACGGAGACGAAGAUAAUGACGAGGUUGAUGAAACGACCAUCCGCGAUAUCUCGUCCAACAGGAUCGUCGUUGGCAACGUGAAACAUGUGGCGAAGGAAUGGCUACAUCAGGACGGAUCGAAAUGGACCUUUACAGCCGUCAGUGGCGCCCACUAUAUAUGGUCAUCAGCAGAAGACGACUUGCUCUUGCAAGGACCGGGUGGCUUAUCCGAGCUUGCUCGUCUUCAUACAGACAAAAUUGACUCGGUCAACGCGUACCUCGAUUUCAGCCUACCGAGACAGGACGAGGACGAGGUGCUCAUGAGCUGCGUCUACCUGCGUCUCCGCGAUGCCAAACUCGCAGACUCAGUCGAUGGAAGAACAUUGAUAAACGCGAUCUUGGUGGCGGGACCCCACAAAGGAAACGAUCUCAGUGCACGACCGUGA